GCUCAUUUUUGCAAUAUGGCUUUGGAUUUUGUGGCCACUUACAAGGUGCUGGUUCUAGGUGACUCCAAUGUGGGCAAGACGUGCAUUGUGCACAGAUACUGUGAUGAAAAAUACUACGAUACAUACAUCUCCACCAUAGGCAUAGACUUCAAACAGAAACUAAUCAAUUUGGAUGGUGUGCCAAUCAAACUGCAAAUAUGGGAUACAGCUGGACAAGAGCGUUUUCGCACAUUAACCACAGCCUAUUAUCGCGGUGCCAUGGGCAUACUGCUCAUGUACGAUGUGACCAAUCUGGAGAGCUACAAUAAUUUAUCGUACUGGUUGCGUAAUAUACAGGAGAAUGCUUCACCGGAUGUGGUCAAAGUACUGGCGGGCAAUAAGUGUGAAUGCUCGGCUCAACAGCGCAUGGUGGACAAGGAGAGAGGUGAAAAGAUUGCCGAAAACUUUGAAAUGCCCUUUUUCGAGGUCUCUUGCAAAUCGAAUAUUAAUAUAGAGGAUGCUUUCUUAUCGCUGGCACGCAAAAUACGCGAGCAGCGCGAACGACGCGGCGACAACUUUGACAACGAUGACAAACAGGAUAAGAAGUCACCCGGCUCGAAUGGUCUGGGCACCUUCAGCUUGGGCAGUUUCUCGGGAGAUAAUCGCUGCACUUGCUAAGCUAAUAGUCUUCUCAGCUCAUAAGUUGUCCCAGUUUUAAAUGCAUUACAGUCAACUUAAAAUUCCAAACAUAACAAGCCUAUGUAUCUAUUGUAAAACGUACAGAGUGUGCAUUUUUUAAUGUUAGUCCAAAUAAUAGCAUACAAAUUUUUAGCAUAACAAUACUUAAUAUAUUUAGUUGAUAAUAGCAUCAUUUUGAUUUCCAUAAUGUACUCAUAAGCUAAAUAAGUCAAUAUAUUGUAUAAAUAUUAUGCGCAUAGCUAUAAAGCUCUAACGCGAAUGAGAAGAAUUCUGAAUGUAAGACGCUUAUAAUAAGUUAAAACGAUUACAAAAC
Drosophila busckii is the source of this 991-nucleotide messenger RNA. RefSeq names its product ras-related protein Rab-13 (gene RabX4). Lineage: Eukaryota; Metazoa; Arthropoda; Insecta; Diptera; Drosophilidae. The record is from RefSeq and is a predicted model, not a curated record. Gene Ontology annotation, molecular function: GTPase activity; GTP binding. The coding region runs from base 16 to 657 and encodes 213 amino acids. The transcript has 4 exons.